This is a messenger RNA of Emys orbicularis (European pond turtle), 1296 nucleotides long. It is a transcript of the gene HRH2, whose product is annotated as histamine receptor H2. Gene Ontology annotation, molecular function: neurotransmitter receptor activity; G protein-coupled serotonin receptor activity; histamine receptor activity. NCBI's taxonomy places the organism in Eukaryota, Metazoa, Chordata, Testudines, Emydidae. Gene Ontology annotation, cellular component: dendrite; plasma membrane. The transcript has 2 exons. Bases 1 to 1296 code for a protein of 431 amino acids. Gene Ontology annotation, biological process: chemical synaptic transmission; G protein-coupled receptor signaling pathway, coupled to cyclic nucleotide second messenger; positive regulation of vasoconstriction. The record is from RefSeq and is a predicted model, not a curated record.
AUGGAUCCAUGUCCGAACGGCACAGCUGCUCCGAAAGGCAUGGGCUGCAAGCCACAGACGGUGCUAAUUGGGAUCGUGCUCACCGCACUCAUUGUGGUCACUGUCUGCGGCAACGUGGUUGUCUGCCUGGCCGUCUCCUUCAACCGCAAGCUCCGCAGCCUGACAAACUGCUUCAUCGUCUCCUUGGCCAUCACCGACCUGCUGCUUGGCCUCCUGGUGCUGCCCUUCUCCGCCAUCUACGAGCUCACGCGCGAGUGGCACUUCGGCCCCACCUUGUGCAACAUCUACAGCAGCCUGGACGUCAUGCUGUGCACGGCCUCCAUCCUCAACCUCUUCAUGAUCAGCAUAGACCGGUACUACGCCAUCACAGCCCCGCUCCGCUACACCCAGCUGGUCACCCCUCUGCGGGUGGCCGUGGCCAUGUUCGUCACAUGGGUGGUCUCGCUGAUGGUCUCCUUCCUGCCUAUCCACCUGGGCUGGAACACCAAUGGCACCGGCGUGCAGAACACGGGCUUGAACAACAGCCUGGAGUGCAAGCUGGCGGUCAACGCCGUGUAUGGGCUGGUGGAUGCCUUGCUCACCUUCUACCUUCCCUUGGUCAUUAUGUGCAUCACGUACUACCGGAUAUUCCGAAUAGCCAGGGAGCAAGCCAAGAGGAUCAAUCACGCCACCUGCUGCAAGGCCCUCAGCCCUGCGCUGCUCAUUGUGAAAGAGCACAAGGCCACAGUGACGCUAGCAGCCGUGCUGGGGGCAUUCAUCAUCUGCUGGUUCCCUUAUUUCACAGUGUUCACUUACCGAGGGAUGGUGGGGGACAAGGUAGAUGAGACAUCCCAGUCCAUAGUUUUAUGGCUGGGCUAUGCCAACUCAGCCCUGAACCCCAUCUUGUACGCUGCUCUGAACAGGGACUUCAGGACAGCCUACCAGCGCCUGUUCCACUGUCGAAGGGUGGGGCCCCUCUCCAGGAGCACUCCCCUCACCCCCACACAUCUGCCCCACUCCAGGGCGAGAGCCCGCAAGCAAGCACAGAGCGUGCAGGAAGAGAAGCCUCUGAGGAUGCAGGUGUGGAAAGGGAAGGAGAACUCACUCACUCGAGAAGCCACGGAAAGGAGUCCCGCCCCAUCAUCUGGCUCCUCGUCCUCCUCCACCAUCCUGUCCUGCUGGAGAGGCCUCUGGCUGGCCAAGUUCCUUCCCAAGAGGGACAUGUGGAUCCCAGCGUGUGAGGAGCCGGCGACAGAGCUGCAAAAGAGGGUGAAGCUCUCAGCACCCCCUAGGGUCAUUUACUGUGUCUUCUCCUGA